CGCUGUGCCAGUAACACUCAGUCAAGAAGAAACAAUCCAGAGAGGAACAGAAAAAAGAGAAACCGGAGGAGAUUCGUUCUGCUCAUUUUUGGAUUCUCCCUCUGUCCUCCCCAUUGCUGUCAAGACUGUCUUCUGAAAAAAGUGGGGGAAAGACUGAGUGAAAGAGAGAGAGAGAGAACACAGGGAGGGAGUGCAUAGCAACGCGACUCCAAGAUGAAGAAGAGCCAGGAGCCCCAUUCUCAGAAGCCAAUAAUUCCAGACCUAUUAAUGACUCCAAGUGAUCAAGGAGACGGUGACCUGGAGAUUGAGUACCCUGAAGAUAGAGGGAAUUGGACAGGCAAGCUGGAUUUCCUUUUGUCCUGUAUUGGAUACUGCGUGGGAUUAGGGAAUGUCUGGAGGUUUCCAUACCGUGCUUACACAAAUGGGGGAGGGGCAUUCCUUGUUCCUUAUUUCAUCAUGCUGGCUAUAUGUGGGAUUCCCAUCUUCUUCAUGGAAUUGUCCCUGGGUCAGUUUUCAAGCCUGGGACCUCUUGCCGUUUGGAAGAUAAGCCCACUGUUCAAAGGUGUUGGCAUGGCCACAAUCCUGAUUGUCUCCUUGGUGGCCAUUUACUAUAACAUGAUCAUUGCCUAUGUUCUCUUCUACCUCUUUGCCUCAUUGACAAAAAACUUGCCCUGGCAAUACUGUGGCAACUGGUGGAACACAGACCUGUGCCUGGACCACCAUGUCAUGCGAACAGGAAAUGGUGCUGUCCCUUUCAACAUCUCUAACACUGUCAGCCCAAGUGAGGAAUACUGGAGUCGUUAUGUCUUGCAUAUCCAAGAGAGUACAGGGAUUGGGGAUCCUGGGAGAAUUCGUUGGAAUCUUUGCCUUUGCCUCCUCCUUGCCUGGGUUAUUGUGUACCUCUGUAUCCUGAAGGGAGUCAAAUCCUCUGGCAAGGUAGUGUACUUCACUGCCACAUUUCCUUACCUCAUCCUGAUCAUGCUCCUGAUUCGUGGUGUAACACUGGAAGGAGCCUGGUUAGGAAUUAGGUUCUAUCUCACUCCGCAGUUUGACCUCCUGCUGUCUCCCAAGGUGUGGAUCGAAGCAGCUUUGCAGAUCUUCUACUCUCUUGGGGUUGGAUUUGGGGGACUUCUUACAUUUGCAUCAUAUAACACCUUCCACCAGAAUAUUUACAGGGAUACCUUUAUAGUCACUGUGGGCAAUGCCAUCACCAGUAUCUUGGCUGGUUUUGCCAUCUUCUCUGUUUUGGGCUACAUGUCCCAAGAACUUGAUGUCCCUGUUCAGGACGUGGCCAAAGCAGGUCCAGGCUUGGCAUUUGUGGUGUACCCACAGGCUAUGACAAUGCUUCCUCUUUCUCCUUUCUGGUCCUUUCUUUUUUUCUUCAUGCUGCUGACUCUUGGCCUGGACAGCCAGUUUGCCUUCUUAGAGACCAUUGUUACUGCAGUGACGGAUGAGUUCCCUUAUUACCUGCGUCCAAAGAAGGCUUUUUUCUCAGGCAUCGUUUGUUUUGUGAUGUUCUUGAUGGGACUCAUUCUGACAACAGAGGGUGGGAUGUAUUGGCUAGUUCUGCUGGAUGACUACAGUGCUGGGUUUGGACUCAUGGUGGUGGUCAUUACCACCUGCCUGGUGGUGACACGUGUUUAUGGUAUGAAGGGGUUUUGCCGUGAUAUUCACAUGAUGCUGGGGUUCAAACCAGGGAUAUAUUUUAAAGCCUGCUGGUUGUUCCUGACCCCAGUAACAAUGAUGGCCCUGCUGGUGUACAGCAUAGUCAAGUACCAACCUUCAGAAUAUAAUGGAACCUACCGCUUCCCAUGGUGGGCGGAAGUCCUGGGCAUCCUGAUGGGAAUCUUCUCCUGCCUGAUGAUCCCUACAGGGAUGGUGUUUGCUGUGAUCCAAGAGGAAGGGACACUUUGGCAGAGAAUCCAGCAAGCUAGCAGGCCAACCAUGGAUUGGGGUCCUUCUCUGGAGGAGAACAGAACUGGCAUGUAUGUGGCCACACUGGCAGGCAGCCAGUCCCCUAAGCCUUUGAUGGUCCAUAUGCGGAAAUAUGGAGGAGUAACCAGCUACGAGAACAUUGCUUUUCAGGUGGAUAAAGAGAUUGAAGAGGAUGAAGAUGAGUCCAUGAUGUGAAGGCGCAGCCUCCACACUCACCCCGGUGGUGAAGAGAAUGUGGGAAGCCGUUGCCUGAACUUGCACACAAAGCUGCACUUUGGCACAUGAGAUCACUCGGUAGUCUCUUUCCAGAUGCAGCCAGAAACUGCUGACUGUUCAGCAUCUUAUACCUGUAGCAGUGAAGUCUGCUGAGAAUCCUAGUAUUGUUGAGGUUUCUGUUCGGUGUUGCAAGAUGUGCAAUGAACCUGAGUGUUAGUGCUCCAGUGUCUGGUAGUGGCCACUCAGAUUCUCCACCAUGUUGCCCUUUCUCCGCCCCCCCCCCACCCGACACACACACACAACACAUUCCUCAGGAUUAGGGCCUACUAUCCCACAAGCCAGCUUCUCCUGUACAGAAUCCAAUCUAUCACUUGCCUUGGCAUUUCCGUGGGAGCUUGUUGAGAGUUCCAGCCCACGAACUCCCCUGUGUGACUCAACAUAGAAGUCCUUUACUCAAAGGACUGGUUCUCUCAAGUCUGCCAUUGUUCUUCCCCUACCUUCUGCAGUCAGCUGAAGUGAUAAAUUUGUAUAAUGCCCAAGGAGUUUGAAAUUAGCCUGUGGGAAGUUUUGCUGCCAGAAAGCUCAGGGACUAAGUGCCUGGCAAAGUUAGGCAGUUGUAUAAGUAAUACAAAAAUUCCAGGCCCAACUAAAAUAACAACUAAAUGUUAAAAUAAAGCAAGAGCUCGGCAAGAGAUGGGGCCAUCAUGGAAGUAUAAACAUAUAUGAUGUAUGUGGCCAUAGUGUAGGUGACUUAUUUAACCAAGGAAAUUCCCCUUUGUCCCAUGGAUCAAUGCAGGCAGUGGCAAGGAGGAGAAGUGGAGGAACCAAAUUUAUUACAAGAAGCAAUAUACACAUUAGGGAAAGUGUAACGCUAAACAGGAAAAUGCACAAUUGUGCUCUUGCAUUUGAAGAUCAAUAGCAAAGAAAGAAAGAAAGAAAGAAACAUCCUCUACCGAUUGUUUGUGAGCCUUCAGCAUCCUCACAAUUAUCUGAAGGUUGGCUCAUUCAUUGAACUUGCCAUCUCUCCAGUUUGGGUGGUGGUGGAGCAGGUGGUGGAGCAGGCAUGCAGUGCAAGUACAGUAACAAGUGAUGCAAAAGAUUUGCUUGUUCCAUCAUAUGCACAUACUGUAAAUCCAAUUGUGUCCCCCACUUUUGAGGGGGCCCAAUUGUGUGAACCAGCUUUAGGCCCAUAUGGCCAUGUGCAUGAAGCCUUGGUGUCACACAGGACCUUCAGUGUGCAGAAGAGGGGACAAGUGAAAAGAUUAUAAAUGGAUCGGUUAGUGUAUGAACUGGCCCAUAGUCCUGUAUAUUUUUCAGUUUUCCCCUUGUGGAAUCUUAUGGUUAGGCAGUUUCACAUGUAAGGCUGGAACUUGUUUAUGCUUAAAUCAGUCUCUAAUGCAGAUGUAAAGCCUCCAUUCACUAGAAUGUGCAUUCAGUUUCUCUUCUGAAUACUAUCAUGCAUUCUCACUUGUGGCACAAAUCAAACAUGAGUAAACAUUCUUUUUGGCCUUGUGUGAAAACAGUCUAUAUAGCUACCACCAAAAAGAGACCUGAGCUGGGUUUUAGUUUCAUUAGCAUUGCCAGCUCUUCACAUAAGGGAUGAAAAGUAAUGCCUAGAAAUGUCCUACUUUCCACAAAACCUUUCUUUUUACAGUAAAAGUGAGAAAAUCAAAUGGAACAUUCCUAGUAAGUCUUCUUAAAACAAAAAAGCUGCUAUUUUAUAAAGCAAUGCAAACUAUACUAUCAUGCUCCAACCUCCUCAAAAAAAAGGGGUGGGGUGUGGAGCCCUAUCCUGCUUUUGGAAGAAUUAUUCCUCAGUGCCCUGAAGGAGGAUAGGCAAAGGACUUCAGCAUCAGACCAUUUCCUAUGAACUGCUUGGCUCAUUGUCAGCCAAAAGGAAGACUGGGAGGCUGGCUGUCAUAUGAGUAGGUGAGGUUCCUUCUAGUUACUCUAAUAUAGUAGGAGGAGACGGGUCCCUAGAGAAUGGCUUCUCCUUUUAUGGACUGAUCUUCUAACAUUUGGCCCUUUCUGUGCCUCCUUAAACUAGUGGGAUUUGGCUGAUGGAUUGCCACUUGAUAGAAUGGUAGUACAACUAUCUCCUAGCAAAGAUAUACUCUGUUUUUGUGCCAUUGCUUCUGGAGAUAUAGGUCAGAGACAAAGUAGUACAGUAGUGAGCAAUAUUUCAAGAUAUUGCUAAAAAUAAUUGGUGAAAAAGAAGGAAAUGAAUAUAUCGGCCUUAGCCUGGCACACUGAUAUGUGGUCUGUGGGCUGCCUCUGGAUACUUUUCUAAGACACACACAAACUUCUCAUGUAGGUUUGUCUUCAUGGCUCUGCCACCUCACAUGUGCAUCGAGGGGUGUUCCAAGCCCCAAUUACAACCAUCAGAGAACUCAGGCUUCACACAUUUUGGUAUGCUUUCUAUAAAAUGUCUUCUAGAGGUUGAGAAGCCCUUCUGGUUUACUUAGAAAGUAAAUAACCUAUUGAACAAAUAGUUUUGUCUGCUCUGAUUUGGUGUUUUCUAAAACUCAGUAGGGUCCUGACCUCAUCUCUAUGUAUAUAUGUGUAUGUGGUGUAGGAGAGAAAGUCUAGUGUCAAAAUUUUAUUAUUAUUUAUUAUGGAGGGUACAGGACAUCCUCCUCUUUAUAGAGCAGUUCCAGUGCUCAGCUGCAUUCUUCCGUGUUUAUAAUGUAUCCUAGCCAAUGAUGUGGGUUCUUAAGUAUGUGUGUAUUGUUUGAUAUUAAAAUAUGGAAGAAUAAAAUAUGGGAGAACCAGC
This is a messenger RNA of Hemicordylus capensis (graceful crag lizard), 4924 nucleotides long. RefSeq names its product solute carrier family 6 member 7 (gene SLC6A7). Gene Ontology annotation, molecular function: L-proline transmembrane transporter activity. The record is from RefSeq and is a predicted model, not a curated record. Gene Ontology annotation, biological process: sodium ion transmembrane transport. NCBI's taxonomy places the organism in Eukaryota, Metazoa, Chordata, Lepidosauria, Squamata, Cordylidae. Gene Ontology annotation, cellular component: membrane. The coding region runs from base 214 to 2130 and encodes 638 amino acids. The transcript has 14 exons.